CGCUAGCGCAGCAAAGGAAAGCUAUCAAAAUGGACAGAGACAGCGACUACCUCGGAAAAUAUCGUGCUAUUUCUGGCAAACUGAAGAAGCGUUUCUUGCGCAAGCCAAAUGUUGCUGAAGCCGCUGAUGAAUUUGGUAACCUGGCAAAGGUGUUACAUAAUCAAGAAUGUCCAUCCUAUGCAGCUCUCUUUAGCCUUGCCAAGGCCAGAUGUGAACACACAUUAGCAAACCACCCUGCUGAAGUGCAUGCUCUUGUGGAAGCAGCCCAUGAGUUCCUGGAUGCUGAGUGGAGCGACCGGUCUAUGCAUUGUCCAAACUUUGAAGAGAAUCUCUGUGCAGCCAUCAACUGCUACAACCAUGCUGUCAGGGUUAGUAUUGAGCAUAAACAACCAGCUCUUGCAGCAACUCUUUGCCUUCAACUUGGAAACAGUCUUAGGAGAUUGAAGAAACCUGCAGAAGCAAUGGGACAUUAUCAGAAGGCAGCGGAACUACAAUAUCAGUGUCCAUUGGAUUGUCUGCAUUCAUUAAGAAAGGUUGCUUCAUGCAAAAUUGAAAUAGGCGAUUUUGAUGGUGCUCUGGCGGUUUUGACUGAAAUGGAAUACUUGGUAAGAGAGCGAGGUAUCCUUGGAUCCAACAACCAACCAAUAGGAGCAUUCUCUGACAUCCUAGCUACCUGUGAGAUCAGUAGAGUACUUCUUCUAAUGCUCUUACAGCCUACACCUCAGCGUAUACGACCAGAGCAUGCACAGACAUUAGAGAAAUAUACAUGGGAAAGUGAUGAAUCUAACCCAGCGACUGAAUGUAUAACAGAAGAGGUGUUUCUCUUGCUGCAAUCAGUGGUGAUGGCUUGCCAAUCUAAAGACAGUGAAUCAUUAAAGAAACUUCAAGCUGACUUAUGGUGUCACCUAUCAGCAGAACAGAAUCACAUUCUUCACCUAGUCUUAGAACAGAUAGCACUACCCCCUCAAGAAGCAAGUGCAAUAUGAGCAGUACAUCAAUACAGGACAAAACAGGUCAUAUUCCACAUUAAACAGUGCAAUAUCCAAUGUUUUGAUGUCAAUGAUCAUCUACGUAUACUGGUGUUAUUCUGUAAUGUUAUACAUGAAAUGAAUGUAUUCCUAUUGCGUUUGUAUGGUUCGUUUUUAUUAAUUUCUGAUGAUUUGUUAAUCUGGUAUUUGAUUUGAGAUUUCAUCAUUUUGAACAAUUUUUCUAACUAUGGGCCAUGUUCUAAUACUGAAAAUUUUGGUAGAGUGUGAUUUCUUCCCAUCUGCAUUGACGGAAGGUAUGGGAUUUGGACAAAUGACUUGCAUCUAUUCACUAUCAUCUUCAAACAAAGUCCUAUACAGAAUCUUAUUCUAUAUAUUUUGUUUUGAAAUUUCCAAGGUAUAAAAUCUGCUUUAAUAUUGUUUUUAUCUAACUGAUGAAGGGCCAUUAUCUUAACUUAUCUGUCCUUGCAUCUGUACCAAUUUAUGUUCUCAUUUUAUGUUCAAAGUUAAUCAAAUGCCACCCAUUUUGUUAGGUAUUAGUUAUUAGAACCCAGUUGAUCUGAUACCAUUGGCAGUGAACCGUACUAUUUUACAUUUUUGUGAUUAGGUCGGAAGUUAUGAUUGGAUAACCAUGAUUCGGUUAGGUUCUCUGCAAUGCUCUUGAUAGCAACUAAAAUGUAAUCUAAAGAAAUCGACUUGCAAGCCUGCUAAAAUCUUGUCCAUAGUAGCCUGGGCUUGUCUUUGCACAUCUUUACUUCAAACAUUGUCACUUUGUCACCUGCAAGCCUGUCAGUGUUCUACAUGAGCAGAUGUGUGAAUUUUUUUUCGAAGAUGAGCUUGUUAAACUGGUGUUUCUUCCACAAAUUGGCCAUCUCACUGGUGCUAUUGUUGAAGAGCUCAAGCCUUCAUUUUCACUUUUUUAUUUUAUUUUUUUGCCGCGAGUGUGUCAAUAUUUAGUCAGUAGGCUUGUUCACUAUGAUGUAAUGAUAAAGGCCAUCUGACAAGAUGUCAGUUGGCUUUGUAAAACUACUUUUCUGUCAGAUCUGACAAGAUGUCAGAUGGGAAAUGUGGAUUAAAAGCCCACAUGUUGACUAUAUCCUCUAAUGAAUAGGAGAUUGUUUUAGUAGUUGACAGCAAGGCUUGGCAUUAGUUGUUGGGUGUAGGGAUGCUGUGAAACUCUCUGUCUAUUGCUUUUGAAUGAUUUCACAUUCUUUUGAAGCACAUCUAGAAGCUCUCGAUUUUGUUUGCAUAUGUCUCAUGUUUUGUUACCACUGAGCUACAUGUAAGGUAAUGACCCCCAAACAUUUCCUUCAAGUUUUUUUUUUAAUGUUAUCUUAAACAAGAUAGUCAUCUUCUUUAUGCAGGCAUUAGAAUUCUAUGGGGAGUUACAUUAUGAGCCAUAUCGUCGCACGCACCACGAACCGUCCUCUCUGCACAGAUACAGUGCGCUAUCGCGCCUCGUG
Lytechinus variegatus (green sea urchin) is the source of this 2449-nucleotide messenger RNA. RefSeq names its product 40-kDa huntingtin-associated protein-like. The record is from RefSeq and is a predicted model, not a curated record. Lineage: Eukaryota; Metazoa; Echinodermata; Echinoidea; Temnopleuroida; Toxopneustidae. The transcript is spliced from 12 exons. Gene Ontology annotation, molecular function: protein binding. Gene Ontology annotation, cellular component: early endosome. The coding region runs from base 30 to 986 and encodes 318 amino acids. Gene Ontology annotation, biological process: vesicle cytoskeletal trafficking.